AUGUUAAGAUAUUAAUCAGAGGAAAGCGAAGCUAAAUUAAAGUCUCUUUAAUUACCAUCAAUUAAGUCAAGCCAUACAGUGUUAGGAGCAUCUGAACUAGAAUAAAUUAAAUCUCAUCUUAGUAUUGGUGAACAAAAAUCGAAGAAAGUAUAACUUAAAUAUGUUAGGUUAGACUCUUGACAACAAUCAAAGAGUUUGGGCUUAGAGAAUCGAGAAAUAGAGGUCAUAGAAGGAGAAGGAGAAGUUCGAUAAAUUUUAGAUAGAGGAGGAAGAGAGAAGGAAGAUGGAUAAGGUUGAAACUGAGUAUCAGGAGAAAUUAAAGUAGGAUUAAGUUGUUGAUGCAAAUAACAAGAUAUUUAGUCAAAGGGGAGAGUAAUUCAAAAAACGAUUUUUAGUGUACGCAAUAUGAAGUCAAAAAUGCUAAUGAGUGAGAAUGAGAAAAUUAAUGAUGCUCUUGUUCGGUUUAAUAAGGAAAGACAAGAAAUGCAAAUGACCCUUGAAGCUGAAAGGCUAAAGGAUCUAGAAGGGAAGAGAUAAAUGGACGAGCAAGCAGAGUUGGAGAAGAAUCAAUAAAAGGAUCAAUUAAAGAGAGAGACCUAUGCUGUUUUAGCAAAAUAACACAAUGAGAUGAAGGAGAAGUAUUUUAAGGAAUAUACAAAAUUGCAAUAGGAGGGAUAAUUGAUAAAAAGACAAGCAGAAGAGGAAGAAUAGGAAAAAGAGUAUCUAUGAAUAUAUUGUUAGAAAGAAGAAGGAGGAGGAGAAGUUGAAGAAGCAAAAACUAUUAGCAGAAAGAUAGAAAUUUAUGGAUGUUAAAUAAUCUAUACAGGACGAGGAAUAGAAAUAAUUAGACAAGGAAGCAAAGGAUAGAGAUCAUUUUGAUAGUAAAAAGGAAAGAGUUCUAGAGAUGAGAAAACAAAGAGUACAUCUAAUCUAAUUUAUUAGGAAGCUUAAAAACUAGAUCGUUAAAUGCAACUUAAAUAAAGAAUAUAUGAUAUGAGAGUAGUGCAAUUGAAAGAAUAGGAAGAUAAUUAUAUGCAAAGAGUGCAGAAGCAUGCAGAAGAGUUGUAAAGACAUGAGGAAGAAGUAGCUAGACAAAAGGAGUUGGAGAAGAUUUAAAUGAUAAAAGAAGGAGAAACAUUUAGAUAAAGAUAGUUGAAGUUGAGGGAAACUGUCAAAGAGAAGGAAGAGGUGGAUGCGAAAAAAGAGUAGGUGGUAAAAAUUAAUGCUUUGUAAUAAUUGGCUGAGAUUGAAGAAUAAUAAAAAGAAAUUUUGAGAAAACGCAAUAAAGAAUUAUUGGAUUAUUAAAAAAUAUAAAUAGUAUUGUUAUUAUUAAAAAAAAGGAACAAAAAAAAUUAGCUAGGAGGGAAUAAUAUAUGAAUGAACUUAAAUAAUCCAAAUAAAUAGAAUUGAGGGCUUAAUAAGAUAGAGAUACCUUUAUGAAUUGGGCAAAAUAGCAGGUGGAAGAAACUAGAGAACAAGGUUUAAAUUUAUAUCCUUUAAUGAAGACAUUAAAAUUAUGA
Molecule: messenger RNA, 1520 nt
Organism: Paramecium octaurelia
Lineage: Eukaryota; Ciliophora; Oligohymenophorea; Peniculida; Parameciidae
Source: the annotation of a GenBank genome assembly